AUGGCGCCGCCGCCACCGCCGGACCGGACGGGGGAGGAGGAGAUCGGCAGGGCGGCGAUGCUCCAGGCGCAGCGGCCGCGGCGGAAGGGGAUCGGGACCCGGGCGUGGCUGAUCGUGUUGGAGUCCGGGCAGUCGCGCGUCGAGGAGAUCGGGAAGCACGCCAUCAUGCGCCGCACCGGCCUCCCGGCGCGCGACCUCCGGGUGCUCGACCCGGUGCUGUCGUACCCGUCCUCGAUCCUCGGUCGGGAGCGGGCGGUCGUCGUGAACCUGGAGCACAUCAAGGCCGUGAUCACCGCCAAGGAGGUUGUGAUGGUCAACACCAACAGCCCUCUGGUUUACCAGUUCGUCCAGGACCUCCAGCGCCGGGUUUCUAGCUCCAAUUACGCGACUCAACAGGUGAGGCUUUAGGCCGAGGUGAGAUGGUUCGGAUUCCGUGUUGUCGUCGGCGGCU
Eucalyptus grandis is the source of this 451-nucleotide messenger RNA. RefSeq names its product magnesium transporter MRS2-3-like. Gene Ontology annotation, biological process: magnesium ion transport. Gene Ontology annotation, molecular function: magnesium ion transmembrane transporter activity. The record is from RefSeq and is a predicted model, not a curated record. The transcript has a single exon. Lineage: Eukaryota; Viridiplantae; Streptophyta; Magnoliopsida; Myrtales; Myrtaceae. Bases 1 to 408 code for a protein of 135 amino acids.